Ananas comosus (pineapple) is the source of this 1017-nucleotide messenger RNA. RefSeq lists its product as uncharacterized. Gene Ontology annotation, molecular function: protein binding. Bases 100 to 807 code for a protein of 235 amino acids. The transcript is spliced from 7 exons. The record is from RefSeq and is a predicted model, not a curated record. Lineage: Eukaryota; Viridiplantae; Streptophyta; Magnoliopsida; Poales; Bromeliaceae.
AAAUAAAUUACAUACAAUUUUACCGAAAUAUGAAAUCGGGGAAGGGGAUAUAUAACAGGUCAACGUAACGGCUUUUUCCCAUCGCGAUCGCCGGAGCAAAUGGGUGGCGCCGCCGCCGCCGCCGACGACGACGACGCCGGCGCCGGCGAGCCCUCGCCGACGCCGAUGGUGGUGGAGGUCGUCCUCCGCACCAUCGGCCCCGCGCGCCCCACCACCCUCCGCCUCCCCUCCCUCAUCUCGGUUCGGGAUCUGAGGCGGAUGGUGGCGGCGGAGCGGGGGCUCCCGGGGGAGCGGCUGAAGCUCGUCCUCCGCGGGAAGACCCUCCUGGACAGGAAGGGCGAUGGGAUCGAAGACGUUGUUGUUCGGCUCGACGAUGGGGAUUGUCUUAUGGUAGCUGUCAUGCCUAAGCCACCGGCUAAGCAUCUUCAAGAGGAUGACGACGAUGAUGAUGAAGAACUGAAAUUUCAAAUUCCACAGACAACUAACUGGUGGAAACGGAAGAUUUUCUUAUUUCUUCGUGAGAAGUUGAGAUUGCCUGAUAUCCUGUUGAUGGCAAUUUUCUCUAUCAGUCUAAAGGUGUGGGCUUGCAUUAUCUUGUGGUUUUCAUUGGCUCCUGUUGCUCACAGAUGGGAUUUGGGGCCCAUUUAUAUACUUGGGACUGGGUUCUUAGUCAUUCUUCUGAAUCUUGGAAAGCGGCAACACGGGGAUCUAAGUGCAUAUUCUAUAUUUAAUGAAGGUUUCAGAGAGCUUCCCGGAACACUUAAUGCGGAACGUAUAGAUCGCGACAUUAGGGCUGGUCAGUUUUAAACUCUACAAUAGUGUGUUUGUACAAAGAUCAUACUAUGGACCAAUCUUUCUGAACAGCUUUAUCUCAGGGUCUUUUAGAAGUAAUUCUAGUUCAUAUACAUGCAGUUCUCAGAACAUUUUUGUGCAUUAGUGGAAGUGAAAUUUAAUGUAUAUUUUUAGUAAAGAUGUUGUCUUUAAUAUAUAUACCUCCUAGAUCAUGCUUACAACUCC